This is a messenger RNA of Drosophila simulans, 5320 nucleotides long. RefSeq names its product IQ motif and SEC7 domain-containing protein 1 (gene siz). Lineage: Eukaryota; Metazoa; Arthropoda; Insecta; Diptera; Drosophilidae. Bases 626 to 4555 code for a protein of 1309 amino acids. The transcript is spliced from 7 exons. Gene Ontology annotation, molecular function: protein binding; guanyl-nucleotide exchange factor activity. Gene Ontology annotation, biological process: actin cytoskeleton organization; regulation of ARF protein signal transduction. The record is from RefSeq and is a predicted model, not a curated record.
UCAGUUUUGUUUGUGGCUCAGUUUCAUUCAAAGCUUCGUGGAGGCAGCACACACGUCGCUUGCUCGCUCGUUUUGUUGUUUUUCCGUUCGAUUACACCUUUCGCAGUCGUCGUUGGCAGCGCUGCCCGCGUCGCGGUCGCCGAUCGUGUGUUUCAAUAUAUUCCAAAUAUAUUGUUUAAUUAACGCAGUUUGGCAAGCGGAAAAAACGCAAAAAAAAUAUUUCAAAUUGAAUUUUUAAUAAAUUCAAUGAAAAUUAAAAAUUGAGUGCUAAAACGCUGACUUUGAAUUGUGACCGAAAUAGAAGUAAUUAACAAAAAGAAUGUAGCCGCGCAACGCGACACUUGAAAUUCCAAAACUAAACCAAAGAUAAAAUGGCAAAGAAUGAUGCGCAGCCGCUCGUAAAUAAAUUAAUAAACGCAAUCAACAAUACAACGAAACGACAAGAAAACAAAUCAAUUUGCAAAUGAAUAACCGAAAGUAACCAACCAAAAAGCGAACACAAAGGGGAAAUUCCAAUAGUAAUAACAAUAAUAAAAAACACAAUUGCAUGACGACGGUGAAGGCGAAAGUAAGAGCCGUUGCCCCCUUCCACCCCCGAAUCGCAUGAAGAAUACCACAAACCACAAUGUCCAGGUGUGACAACCACAAAUCCCGCCGCCAACAGCUGCCCGUGCCGGCGCCCCUGUCCUCCUCCCACUCCAACUCGUCCUCGUCCCGCUCGCAAGGACACCACCACCACCACCCGCUCCACUCGAGCAACUCGGAUCUGGGCGGCAGUGAGUCCUUCCUGCAAUAUUGCAGCGAUAGCGAAAAGAGGCCACCACCGAUUGUGGUGGUUGUGGGCGAUGGCAGGAGCCGGGUGCGUCGGGUGGUGCGCACCGCAACGCGGCACGUCACCGUGGUCAGUCUGUCCACCCGGCACAAGGAGACCCAGACGCAUACCUCGCACCAUGUGUCGGCCGUCAGCUUUCCCCAGAAGAGCCUGGAGCGAAGUGGUUCCACCCAGUAUGAGCUGGCUGGAGCGCAACAGCCAGGAUCAGCCAACGCCUCCACCUGCACAGAUAGCGGCAGUGUUGGCGGCUAUGUUUACCUGCAGAAUCACUACGCCCCCGGCGCCCACAGCUCCUCAGCCGCCAUCAACUACCCUGCGCAACAGCAUCCCCAGAUGGUCUACCAAAUCCAGCAGUAUCCCACGUGCCAUCAGCAGCAGCAACAGCAGCACCUCCAGCAGCAGCAGCAUUUGCAUCAGACCGGCGCAGGUCACUACAUGCAGGUCACGGCGACGGGUGGUGGCCAGUAUCAUCACCAUCACAUGCUCCAAGGCCACGGGCAUCAUGCCCACCAUCACGGUGGGGCGGUGGUCAUCGCCGGCAGUGGGGUGGGAACUGGCCUGGGAUCUGGAGCCACCAGCGUGAUCAUGCAGCACCAGCAACAGCAGCAGCAGCAACAGAAUAUGCACAAGAAGAACUCCAUCCGGAACGGCGGAGAUGUCCUCAAGCGAACGCGAGCUCAGUCGGCCUACGAACUCUCACAAGAUCUGCUCGAGAAACAGAUCGAGCUGCUGGAGCGCAAGUACGGCGGAGUGCGAGCCCGCAACGCAGCGGUCACUAUUCAGCGCGCCUUCCGUCACUACAUGAUGGUCAAGAAGUUCGCCUCGAUCACGGCAAUGGCCAAAGCCGAGAAGCGUCUAAGCCGGCGGAUGGUGGUCACGUCCAGCAGUCUUGGAUUGGCGGAGGAGGGUGCCUCCUCCUCGUCAGCCUACGGAAGUGCCACGGAAUCUCAGCUCACCGAGCAGCAACAGCAACAACAGGCGCAGCAGCAGCAGCAGCCACGUGUCACCAUCAUGGCGGGUCCGGCGGGAGCAGCUUCUCCGGGCUUAUCCCGGACGCCACCUACGCGAUCGCUUUCCAUGCGGGAGCGACGUCAGCUGGACUGCAGUCCCAUACCGCGUAGUCAGUCAGGAGCCUCUCCCGCCUCCAUAUCGAGCUCGACAGUCAGCACUUCGGCGCUGGCCUCACAUCCACAUGUUAAUCUGCUGCACGCGGCAGAGCCACAUUAUUAUAAUGCCCAGGCACUGCCCCAGGGAGCUGCUUACUACACUAGUUACCAUGGAUCACCGCACGACCUGAGCUAUGCCAGUUCGGCGGACACCUCGCUAAAUGCCUCGUGGGUUAACACGAGCGGCCACUCCCCGCACACGCCCUACUAUUCGGCGGCCCAGAUCUAUAUGCGACCCAAGGGCGGCAGCACCACGCCCACGCCCAGUUGCAGUGGCAGCACAGGGAGCGGCAGCGGAGGCAGCGGGAGCGGCAGCAGCAAGAAGGUGCCUCCAGAGGUGCCCAAACGCACCAGCUCCAUUACGGCACAACAGCAGACACAGCUUCUUUUGCUGCAGCGCCAGACACCGCCACCUCCCUCGCUGCUGAGGACCAAUGGCCUGUGCAAAACCGCCGAGAACGGCAGUCUGACCUCCGUGCAGAGUUCCGGAUCGGAUUCGAGUGUUACCUCAGCGGAGCGCAACCUAAACAGCGAUUUGGGCUCGGAUCGCAGUAACUCACCACAUACAUGGAAACGAGGAACAGCCCUAAAUAGUUCCCAGCAGUUCUCCACGCACUCGGCGGAUUCAGCGGGUGCGGUUUCUGGUGGAGGAGUUGGAGUGGCUGCCGGAGCCGGUGUUUAUGCCGCUCAAAUGCAGGCUGCCGUUGCAGCGGCUACAGCGGCAGGAGGAAUGCCACCAGCUGAUGACCAUGCCAUCUCCUCGCAUACGAGUGCCGCUCAGUAUGAGCAGCAUGAGCAGCAGCAGCACGAGCAGCAGCAAUUGCAGGCGGCAGCUGCAGCUGCCGGAGUGGCACAAAACUACAAGAUGUCGGAGACUAUACGCAAGCGUCAGUAUCGCGUUGGACUCAAUCUGUUCAACAAGAAGCCGGAGAAGGGCAUCACCUAUCUGAUAAGGCGGGGAUUCCUUGAGAAUACACCACAGGGCGUUGCUCGUUUCCUCAUCACCCGUAAGGGUUUGUCCCGGCAAAUGAUCGGCGAGUAUCUGGGAAAUUUGCAGAACCAGUUUAAUAUGGCCGUGCUCAGUUGCUUUGCCAUGGAGUUGGACCUGUCCGGCCGGCAAGUGGAUGUGGCUUUGCGAAAGUUCCAGGCCUAUUUCCGCAUGCCUGGAGAGGCACAAAAGAUUGAGCGCCUCAUGGAGAUCUUCUCACAGCGCUACUGUGAAUGCAAUGCGGACAUUGUCGGGCGACUGAGAUCAUCCGAUACGAUCUUCGUCCUGGCUUUUGCCAUCAUCAUGCUGAACACGGAUCUGCACACACCCAAUCUAAAGCCAGAACGUCGCAUGCGCGUCGAGGACUUUAUCAAAAAUCUGCGCGGCAUCGACGACUGUCACGACAUCGACAAGGACAUGCUGAUGGGCAUCUAUGACCGUGUCAAGUCCGACGAAUUUAAGCCCGGCAGCGACCAUGUCACUCAAGUGAUGAAGGUCCAGGCCACUAUUGUGGGCAAGAAACCAAAUCUAGCGCUGCCCCAUCGGCGUCUUGUCUGCUAUUGCCGACUGUACGAGAUUCCUGACGUGAACAAGAAGGAGCGACCUGGUGUGCAUCAGCGCGAGGUGUUCCUGUUCAACGAUCUGCUGGUCAUUACCAAAAUAUUUAGCAAAAAGAAGACCUCCGUGACGUACACAUUCCGCAACAGUUUCCCGCUAUGCGGCACCGUUGUCACCCUGCUGGAUAUGCCCAACUAUCCGUUUUGCAUUCAGCUCUCCCAGAAAGUGGAUGGCAAGAUCUUGAUCACCUUCAACGCCCGCAACGAACAUGAUCGCUGCAAGUUUGCCGAGGAUCUUAAAGAGUCCAUUAGCGAGAUGGACGAGAUGGAGUCGCUGCGCAUUGAGGCCGAGCUGGAGCGCCAGAAGUCGGCGCGCAAUCGAGCACCUGGCAAUGCGGAGAAUCGUGACAGUGGCGUGGCCGACGUGGAGGUCUGCCCAUGCCCGUAUCAGCCAGGAUCCCAAGCAUCUGGCGAGCAGGCUCCAAACUCCGCCGAUAACUCGCAGCAGCUGAAGCGCAGUGCGCUGAGCAACAGCCUUCUCGAUAUGCACGAGCAGUUUGGCAAUGAGAAACCUCAACGUCGUGGCAGCGUUGGCUCCCUGGACAGCGGCAUGAGCAUCUCGUUCCAGUCCACUACAACCUCCAGCGCUUCGAGGGAAAAUGCCGCUGCCAUUGCGGCCGCAGCAAAUGCAGCUGCAGCAGCCAAGAUGCGAUUUAACAUGCCGCCAGCGGCAGCGAUUGCCACGCCCAGCAAUGUGUAUGCAGCUCCGGGAAUGCAGGCGUAUACCCAUGCCAACUUUGUGCAGCAGUCACAGGCCGCUUACAUGUUGCAGCAACAGCAAAUGCUCCAGCAGCAGGCACAAAUGCAAGCCCAGGCACAGGCUCAAGCCCAAGCUCAGGCCCAAGCUCAAGCCCAGGCUCAGGCGCAGGCGCAGCCGCUUACUGGCCGAAUACCGGGACGCGAGCGAAAGGCUUCGCGGACGGAUGAGAACGGACGGUCGACGGAGGUCUAAGUCAUCUAUUGUACAUUUUAGUUAUUGAGCAAAGCGAUAAUUAUAAAAUAUAUAUAGCAUAUUGAAUGAAAUAUCUGUAUAAUCCGAAUCGAAACGACCCGAACGCCAUUUUCUUCAACACCUAACCCACACACAGCGUACGAGUAUAUAGCGAAUUCUUAAUGUUCCUUCGUUCUCUGCUAAUAUUAAUGUAAAUAAAUUAAACAUUUGUCUGUUUUACACUAUCUACACACUAAAAUAAGUUUCUAAAACUACUUGUAUAUACAUCAGCAUACUAUAAUACACCCACGAUCUAUGAAAAUUAUUCUCUAAAUAUGCAUAUGUAUUAUUGUAUUACUCUAAUCCUCUCCAGACACUUGAAACACCAAUUUACUUCUGGGCAACCUUCUAUGCCCAUACCCGUUUUGAUCUACCCCUUUACGAAUUACAAAAGCGAUUGGCGAAAGUAGUUGCAUUAGCAUAUACUAAUAACUAUAUCCCGUUAAGUGCGCGCUAUGUAUAUUAUAUAUUUUGUUUAUCCUACAUUUUCUCUGUGUAACUAAAAAGUGAAGUUCGUGUAUACCGCGUGUGUGUGUAUAUACCCUGAAUAUUAAUUUAAAAGCAUUUAGCUAUAAUUAUUCAUAUUUAUAGAGCCAAAACUACCCAAAACCUAAAAUAUUAAAUACGAGUAUAACAAACACGAAGUAUAUGAAAACAAAACAAUAUGUAUAUGAAAAAGCAAAAGACUUAAAAAUUUCAAUAAAUGAAAAGAAAUAAUACCAAUGA